CAAUCAAUAUCACCAACAUGCCAUCGUCCCAACCUGCGAGUUCCCAUAUAACCACCGCACCGCCAAAGGCUGUCAAGCCAUUGGCUUCGAAGUCAAAGCCAUUGGAGCCUAAGGCGCCCGAAUCAAAGCCCAGUGACUCGAAUGUGCCUGAGCCAGUGGAGCCAGAGGCCAAGGCACCGGAGACAAAGUCUUUCAAGGAGGCUCUAGUGAACGGUGCCGGUGAUGGUGAUAAGCAAACCGACAGCUCGAACUCGACUUCACCGUCGUCUUUCCAGUCCGAUUCUAUCAGGGAUAGCAGCCCUAAUACCUCACGAUCGAACUCCAGUUCCAGUUCCCAGCCUACGAAAGAAGAGACCGACAAAGACACUGAGAAGAACAUCAAGGAAAGGAACAAACAAGAACAAGAAAAAGACACUACCACCAUCCCCAUCGUAUCCAAACACUGCGCCGUGACCUCCAAGCGCCUCCCAGCAACAAAUGUCUCAAUUGAAAAGUCCGGCGUUGCUCGAUGCAAUGUUGUCGAUGGCGCUACCUCUGAUACCUCCAUAAAGGAUUUCCAUGAAUACACACCCAUGCAACAACAUAUCCUCUUCUGGGACCGCGACCGCGACGGCCAGAUCUACCCAUAUGAUACGUACCGGGGCUUCCGGGACUUGGGCUUCAACAUCCUCUUCUCCUUCCUCGCCGUGCUGAUUAUCAAUCUGAACUUCUCGUACCCGACACGGCUCGCGCACUCGUUUCUCCCGGAUCCCCGUUUCAGAGUUUACGUGGAUAGCAUCUACAAGGCGAAACAUGGAUCCGACUCUGGUAGUUUUGAUGCCGAAGGCCGCUUUAUCCCGCAGCAUUUCGAGGACAUGUUUGCCAAGUACGAUGGAGAUCAGGACGGAGCGCUGACGUUUGGGGAAUUGUUUAAUAUGAUGCACGGGAACCGGUGUGCGGCAGAUCCGUUUGGGUGGGGCGCCGCUUUCUUCGAAUGGGUCACAACGUGGCUGCUUAUCCAGAAGGACGGAAAAGUUUACAAGGACGAUUUACUCGGUGUAUAUGAUGGUUCGCUGUUCUGGAAGAUCGCCAAGGCGAGAAAGUCUCCCCAGGGCUGGUCCCAGGGAUUCGGGUUGGGCGGAGAUGGCUUUCUUGGGGGUGUUAAAGUGAUUUAAACCUUCACUUUCCCAUUCUAAGGGCCGCAUACGCGAUGAUAAGCGUAUGGGCUUCCAGCCGCCAAUGAUCUUGUCCAUAGGCUGCUACCAGACAUUUAAAAUAGAAUGAAACCACGACUUAUUCAUACCGCCU
Aspergillus nidulans FGSC A4 is the source of this 1287-nucleotide messenger RNA. RefSeq lists its product as uncharacterized. Gene Ontology annotation, molecular function: calcium ion binding. The record is from RefSeq and is a predicted model, not a curated record. NCBI's taxonomy places the organism in Eukaryota, Fungi, Ascomycota, Eurotiomycetes, Eurotiales, Aspergillaceae. The transcript is spliced from 4 exons. Bases 18 to 1154 code for a protein of 378 amino acids.